UUGGCAGUUGGGGAGAGUGAGGAGUUUGUGGAGAAGGACACAGCUCUUUAACUUAAUUCUCUCUAAAUUGAGUGGGAAAAUCUACCUGAAUUUCUUACUUUGGUUCCAUUUGGUCCUGACUGAUCCCAGACAUCCCAUUGACAUCUAUUGACUCCCAAGAAGACAUGAACAGUGAAACUGACUUGGCUGUUUAUUGGUCUACAGGGGAACUCAGGCUUGGAGCCAGUGGUGCUUUGUUGGGAGACUCCCAGGUGCUGGUGGUGGCAACAGCAACAGAAAUAGCAGCAGCAGCAGGAGCAGGAGCAGCAGCAGCAGCAGCAGCAGCAGCAGCAGCAGCAACAACAACAACAACAACAUGUGGAAGAAAUCUCUUUGUCUCCUGAUUCCUUGUGUCCUUAUUGCCUACUAUUGCUACGCUCCUAUUCCACAUGAAAUUGAACAACAUUGGGAACUGAUGAUGAUCUGGAGUUUCAUGAGGAUCCAGAUGCAUAUAGCACCACUUUUGGAAAUGCUGGGAUUUGGACCUUUUCCGUUGUUGGAAAUCCUUGUGGUACCACCAAUCUCGGAUGAAAAUGUCACAGUGACAGAUAACCUGUUCAACAAUGUUUCAGUCCGUGUCUUUGUGCCAAAGCAGAAGUCAUCUACACCGAGGAGGGCUGUGUUUUAUAUUCAUGGUGGUGGCUGGGUCACAGGAAGUGCUGCUUGGGGUCCUUAUGAUGAAUUGGGAAGAUGGAUGGUGGAAAGGCUCGAUGCUGUGGUUGUAUCGACUGACUACAGACUCUUACCCAAGUAUCACUUCCCAACUCAGUUUGAAGACGUAUAUGAUGUUUUGAGGUGGUUCUUAAGGAAGAAAGUCCUUGCUGAGUAUGGUGUGGAUCCCACCCGCAUCUGUAUUGCAGGAGACAGUGCUGGGGGGAAUUUAGUCGCAGCUGUGAACCAGAAGCUCCUCAAUGACCCAGAAAUCAAGAUCAAAAUCAAGAUUCAAUCUUUAAUUUAUGCUCCUCUUCAGGCCCUUGAUAUGGACUUACCAUCUUAUCAAGAAAACUCCCAUAUAGUCGUUGCGGGAAAAGAGCACUUGGUUGAGUUUUGGAGCAGGUAUUUCACCUCAGACAAGGCAUUAUAUGAGGCCAUGGUGGCCAACCAACACACACCUGUGGAAUCUAGCCAUCUCUUCAAGUUUGUUAACUGGAGUACCCUGCUGCCUGAGAGGUUCAAAAAAGGACAUGUGUAUACCACCCCAAUUCAUGGACCCUCUGAGCUUGCAAAAAAGUACCCGGGAUUUCUGGAUGUCCGAGCAUCCCCACUAUUAGCUGAUGAUUCUACAUUACGGCGUUUACCCUUGACUCAUAUCCUCACCUGUCAGUAUGAUGUCAUAAGAGACGAUGGCCUCAUGUACGUCUCCCGCCUCAGGGCUGCAGAUGUCCAGGUAGCCCAUGAACAUGUGGAAGAUGGGUUCCAUGGGAUCCUGUCAUUUGGUAGCAGUCUAAUAAAUUUUAGGGCAGGUAAAAGGGAAGUGAACAAGUAUCUGAAGUGGCUAAAGGAGAAUCUCUAGUGAUGCUUCAUCUGUUCCAUUCAGCCAAGAGCCAGUCCUUCCUUUAUUCAAGUCAAAGUGUUGGCCGCUGGCAGGAUUUGAGUGGGUUAGGAGGGGAUACCAAUAGGACUAGGACAUGGUUGUGGGUGCCCUGGAGAUAAGCUUUGUAUACAAAGAAGAAGAAGAUGUGUGCUGGCAUAUUACUAAAUCAAUCAUCCUAAGUGCUUUGGGGAAGGUCAAAGGAUAAGAGGGUUAAAUGAUAUGGGGAUCCAGGAAUGAUCAGCUGAAUUCCUCUCUCUACCUUGAGCAUUCAGCCUUCUGCACAUGCCAACCUGAGUUAUGAAGAAGAAAAUGGAAAAUGACCUUGCCAACCUUCAAACACUGUAUUGUAAGAUUUCAAUCCACAUCAAUAAGUCCAAGUAUUAGCUUAAUAAAGUUUAUUAAUAAUCA
Messenger RNA from Monodelphis domestica (gray short-tailed opossum), 1981 nucleotides. Lineage: Eukaryota; Metazoa; Chordata; Mammalia; Didelphimorphia; Didelphidae. The record is from RefSeq and is a predicted model, not a curated record.